Messenger RNA from Nerophis lumbriciformis (worm pipefish), 1596 nucleotides. Lineage: Eukaryota; Metazoa; Chordata; Actinopteri; Syngnathiformes; Syngnathidae. The record is from RefSeq and is a predicted model, not a curated record.
AUGCCCGACACGGAGAGUUAUUCCAACCCUCUGGCUCCUGAGGGUCACGACGUGGAUGACAGCAGAUCAGCUGCUCAGUCAAAGUUGACCAACGAUGACUUCAGGAAGUUGCUGAUGACACCGCGGGCUACGCCUUCUUCGGCCCCGCCCUCCAAAUCCAGACAUCAUGAAAUGCCGAGGGACUACAACGAGGACGAAGAUCCCGCGGCGAGGAGGCGGAAGAAAAAGAGCUACUACGCCAAGCUGCGGCAGCAGGAGAUGGAGCGCGAGCGCGAGCUGGCCGAGAAGUACCGCGACCGUGCCCGAGAGCGGCGGGACGGCGUCAACAAAGAUUACGAGGAGACGGAACUCAUCAGCACCACCGCCAACUACCGGGCCGUCGGGCCCUCGGCCGAGGCGGACAAGUCGGCGGCGGAGAAACGACGGCAGCUGAUCCAGGAGUCCAAGUUCUUGGGUGGCGACAUGGAGCAUACUCACUUGGUCAAAGGGCUGGACUUUGCCUUGUUGCAGAAGGUGAGAGCGGAGAUCAACAGCAAGGAAAAAGAAGAAGAAGACAUGAUGGAGAAAGUCCAGAAGGAAGCCAAGAAAGACGUGGAACCGGAGGAGAAGAUGGAAUUCAAGACCCGUCUGGGUCGCAACAUCUACCGCAUGGUGUUCCGUUCGGGGGCGCCGGAACGCAACGAGCUCUUCCUGCCGGGCCGCAUGGCCUACGUGGUGGACCUGGACGACGAGUUCACCGACACCGACAUUCCCACCACGCUCAUUCGCAGCAAGGCCGACUGUCCCAGCAUGGAGGCCCAGACCACGCUGAGCACCAACGACAUAGUCAUCUCCAAGCUGACGCAGAUUCUCUCCUACCUCCGCCAAGGAACGCGACACAAGAAGAUGAAGAAGAAGGACAAAGGCAAAGCGGAGGAAAAACGAGCGCCGGAAGCCGAUCUCGGCAUCUUCGACGACGUCGGCGACUACGUGCCGUCUGCCGUGUCCUCGUCCAAAGCUCCCAAAGACAAAGAGAGGCGACGCGACAGGGAUGAGGACAAGAAGCGGAGACAUACCUACUUUGACAAAGAACAACAGGCGACGGAGGAAGCGGAUCCAGGUCCGGGAUCGGUGCGAGAUCAGCUCAAGCUGAUCAACGAAAAGUUUGCGGGCGUCGCCGCCGCCGCCGGCAACCAGUGGAAGGGUCAAGAUGCGCCGUCUCAGAGGCGAGACGUCAAGGAACAUCUGGGAGAUUUCUUCGGGGGAUCCAACUCCUACGCCGAGUGCUACCCCGCCACGAUGGACGACCUGGCCGUGGACAGCGACGAAGAAGCGGACUACAGUAAAAUGGAUCAAGGCAACAAGAAGGGGCCGCUGGGUCGCUGGGACUUCGACACGCAGGAGGAAUAUUCCGACUACAUGAACAACAAGGAGGCGCUGCCCAAGGCGGCCUUCCAGUACGGCAUCAAGAUGUCGGAAGGCCGCAAGACGCGGCGCUUCAAGGAGACCAACGAGAAGGCGGAGCUGGACCGACAGUGGAAGAAGAUCAGCGCGAUCAUCGAGAAGAGAAAGAAGAUGGAGGCCGACGGAGUGGAUGUGAAACGGCCCAAAUACUGA